AUGAAGUUGAUGCACUCCCCUGGUCCCUCCCCGUCCGACAUUCAGUCCCACCUCUACACCUCCUUCAUCCAGGCCAGUACUUACGAUGUCGCAAUUCGCGUCUCGGGUACGUGGAACGCGGUCUACAGGCUCCAUCGAGUGGUCUUGAUUCAAUCGGAGUUCUUUCGCUCCCUCUUCACUGCUGGCUUCUCAGAGUCCUCGAACAAGCACAGUAUUCAUCGCAAUGGAGCGGAUGAAAUCAGUGUGAUUUUCGACGACUUCAAUAUUACUAGACCAGCCUUUGAGGUUUGCAUCUCGUGUCUUUACGGUGGAGGGCCCAUCUUGCAUGUUUCCCCAAACCUAAUCGCAACCACCAAUCAUCCCUUGACGCCUCCAUUCUCUGGCGUCUCCCUGUCAGCGGAUGUGCCCACAGGCCAUCAUUUUGCUACACCUCGUUUCUUAUUGUCUUUACUCGCGACAGCCAUCUAUCUGUCCAUGCCGUCUGUCGCUUCCCAGGCGCUAGCGUUAAUUCUCAAGACUGUGGGGCCGACGACAGUCCUCCCAUACCUCAAUUUCGCAUGUGGAAUGUCGCUCACAUAUUGCCACGUCAUGCCGGAAGAUACUCAACCUGCAGUUGGCCUCGAAAGUGUAGCCGUCAUUUUGGACGAUGAGAUACCAAUGGCGGCGACUACUCGAGCAAUCGAAGGACUCAAGAUCGAGCCAUCGUCCGCGCCGAAAGCUUCUAUGGAUGGUGCUGCGUCCAGGCCACGCAGUGAAGGAGGUUCUUCAGAAUCAGACGGUGAAUUCGAAGAUCUUGCCGACAGCGGUCCUUCUUACCACUACGGGGCGGUCUCUGACAAGAUCGGCGAGGCCUGUGCCUGCUGGCUUGCCCGGUGGGCGACCGAUAUGUUGCAAUUGGAAGAUCGUGACGCGAAUUGCGCCAACUCUGACCUCCCCGACUCGCGAACGCGUUCGAAGAGUCUUUCUAGUGUGGGGACGGUCGAUACCACACCUCUGCCGAGCAUCUUGGUCAAUCCGCCAGUCAUAUGGGGUGUUGGAGGCUUGAAAGCAGAAUGGGUCGCUGCUCUUGUCUCUGCGGAUACGUUAUUCGUCAAGAACGAGUGGGAACGGUACAACUUUGCUCGUGCCGUUGUUGAGCUGAGGCGGAGAAACGGGAUUAUCAAGCAAGAGGAGCGGGUGUGGAACAGGAUGUUCGAAUACGGAAUCUGUUACAUGAACAUGACGUUCGAGGAUAUCCUCUUCAUCUCACAGGAUAUCUCUCCGACCACCAAACGGCUCUAUGUGCCGCUAUCUGUAAUGCAGGCAUCGCACUGGGCCCAAUCGGUCUUGCGAAACCAAAUCACUUCUCGCCCAAGCCAAUCUAUUUACAACCCUUCCGGGUGCACGACUGGAACUACCUCGCCGCCACCGCGGGACAAGGAGCUUGGGAUAACUUGGACGACUGCUGACAUCCUAUCGAAGCUCUCCGAGGUGGAACGGAAUGUGAUUGCCUUCGAUAAGAACAAGUCGUACUUCCCGGUGUCGUGUGACCAGUCACUCCGGAUUGGAGAUAAUGGAAGCAAUCCAACUGGGACUGGGACACAGUUGUCCAUGGAAGAGCUGUUCAGCUCUUCUCAUCAGCCUUCACCAAGGCAGCCACAAGCUACCGGCCAUGACAGCUCGAGCAAGAUUUCAACGACUGAGGCGAAUUUCUUCGGGAUAUUGACGCUACGCCAUGUUGCACACACCUGCGUGGAUUUGGACCCGGCUGGAAAGCUUCGCUGGACACCGUAUCCGCCUUACAGAUUUUCUGUUGAGUUCUGGGACGUUGACCUCUUGAAGGAGAAGUCGCGUCUUCACUCACAGACUAUUUGGCAUGCGGGCAGCCUCUUCAACAUCUACGUCCAGCUUGUUCGCAAGAAAGGGCAAGCCCAACUAGGGAUCUAUCUGCAUCGUCAAUCCUCAGUUGAUCCAAUCCCAACGCCAAGUUCUCCGUCCACGCCCAACUUCAGCAUCUCAGCCAGCGAUCGGCAGCUCCAUCAUCGGAAGCCCUCAUUGCCUUCUCUCCUCAGCCAAGCAACACCCAGCAGUCCAACCCACUACUCGCCCUCCAUACACCCGCCGUCAAGGAGCAGCACACCAAGGAUAAACAACUCCUCUCCUUCUCCCCCCUCUUCCCCACCAGCCGUUUCUCCUGUAGGCUAUGGCCCAAUUCCAGCGUCAAUCCAAGUGUUAACUCCCACUUCAGCCCCCCAGCAACCUUACCGCGACCCUCGCUCCUCGAUCUCAGCGUACUUCGCCAUAAGCUGCGCGAGUGCGACGGGCUCGUCGCAGACGCGGUUCAGCAGCGCGCCGGACACGUUUUCGGUCAGUCAGAGCUGGGGGUGGAAGUCGAGCUCCUUGAGGACGGAGGAGUUCUUGGAGGUGGGAACACAGGCUCUACCGAGUAGUGUUUCGAGAGGGAAGGAGGUGAGUUUGCGGGCAACGGUGGUGUUGGGUUUGGUUUGA
This is a messenger RNA of Cyclocybe aegerita, 2487 nucleotides long. The record is from the annotation of a GenBank genome assembly. Lineage: Eukaryota; Fungi; Basidiomycota; Agaricomycetes; Agaricales; Hemipholiotaceae.